UGUAAACUUUAUUCUUUAGAUCGCGCAGUUUGUAAAUGUAAAAGUAAAAUUCGUAAGUCACAAUCUGUUACACAUUCAUAAUAAAUGUUGUGAAUUAUUAUUAGUGUUAAUUAUUUAUCAUUUUCUUCUAUCUAUGUAGUUCGAUGCAAAUUACAAAAGUUAAUAUUAUAAAUUGGAAUAAUGAUUUUAAAAUUAUAUUUCCUAAAUUUAAUUUAAUAUCAACGAUUCUCAUGUAUGAUCGUCAACGAGAAAAUUAAUUAACAUCAAUAUGCGUAGCUUAGUAUGAUACUGUGGCAGAUUUUUUGCAUACUAUAUGGAUUUCAAACAGUGUGGAGUUUUUCUGCCAGCCAAGCUCCUGGUGACAUCACGGUCAUGUUCAUAAGUCCAACCACUGUCAAAGUAUCUUGGAAAAUAUCACUAAUAGGUAUUGAAAAAUAUGACGUCAUGUACAAACCAACCAACGCCAGUUACAAGGUAGUAGCGGAGAUAGCGGUCAACUCUGAUUCCGUGACACUCGGUAACUUGAUGCCAAAUACACAAUAUCAAGUAACUGUGACAGCGUUCAAAGCAGGUCGCCGAUUUCGGAGUAGACCAGUUAUAUUUAAAACACUUGAUAAAGGUGUUUCGUGGCCAGAUAUUCGUCAUUCACAAAUGAAUUCUAGUGGUGAUGUAGAUAUAUCGCCACCUGAUGUUGUAGGUGGUGUUGGACAUUCAGUACCACCAGAAGGCCCUACUUCCCCUCCCUAUGUACAGGUGCGAGGAAUAGAAAUUACUAUUGUAGUGCUCGUCUUAAUGGUCUGGGUCGGUGCUAUAAUAAUGUUUUUCAACCGCUGGGGUAAAAUAAGGAUGCUUAUACCAUAUCAACCAGACUAUAAAGACACACAACUCAAAGUGCCCGGAACAGGUGCAUGCAAUACAACCAAUUCGUGCCAAAAUCAAACGGGACCAAGUUUUUGCUGUUCGCAGAGGCACCUGAUGCGCUGCGGCCUGGCCGACCCGCUGGACUGGCGCGUCCGGAACCUGUUGCGGUCCCGGUCCCGCGUCAACUCGGCCAUCUACAUCAGUCCCAUCUACCAGGACGCGCACAUCCGAAACGGCAUAUCGGUGAGGCCGAUACGGAAGGCCCAGAGCGCGGACUUCCUGCCCAAGUACGACUACAGCGGCUGGGCCAACUACCAGCAGUUCUCGUUGCCACUGGCUUCCGGCGGAGGCGGCGGUGGCGUCGGCGUCUGUACCGGCGGCGGCGUCUGUGCCGGCGGCGUCUGUACCGGAGGCGUCUGUGCCGGCACCGUCGACAGUACCGUUCACCAGCGGCAUAUCAAACGGUUCCAACUGCCCACCGUUUCCAUAUCCAUCGCGUCCGACUCGGAUAAGGCGCUCAACGAACUGCUCAUCUAAAAUACGUACCUACCGUGGUUUUCCGGCACCUUAGGUCAUCGCUUCUCUAUUAUUAUUAUAAUCGUCGUAUAGAUUGUUUCGAUACGCAUCGCACCCGCGAGGUUCCCAUAAAACGUUUCACGGCAACUACGUUUUUUCCGUCGUGCUAUACGAAAUAAUAUCAUUAUAAUAUCACGUUAGUUCAUAGACCCAAAUAACGAAAAAGGCUUGGUAUUCACCUUGUCCCUCCCCCCAAAAAAAAAAAAUUAUUAUAAUAAAACUGAAAAUGUUACAUAUUUAUAAAUUUACGUAUCGGGUUAUUUUAACACCGGAAAAGCCUUAUCAAAGUCCUGUAUAACAGUAAAAUACUUCACCUACCUAAAUAAAACAAAAAAAAUAGAACACCAUUUGCGUCUAUGUACUGCGGUUAUCAUCUUAUAUUAUUUUGUUUCUUUCGUUUCGACGGUAAUCUGGGUAAAAAACAUAAUCUAAGUGACCGAUUGACGACCGAUUUCGUAUCGAAAGGUUAAUUCGCUGUAUAGUCCGAUCCUCUAUAGUACUAUACGUAUAAACAAAAUAAAAAUAUAUACGCACUGCUGUGUAUCGUGUAUUACAAUAUACCUGUAAGACCUAUGAGACUUUUCUGGCAUGAUAAUAGAUAAUAUUAUAUCGAUAAACGUACGAUAAAUAAUAUUACGUAAUGUAGUUAAGUACCUAAUGGAAUUAGUAUUCAGUACUUUUGUUGUCGUGUUCCAAAACAACGUAAGUAAUUAGAACAUUCCGUGUGUGAUAUCAAUAAAAGUAUCUAAUACAUGAUAUCAUAUUAAAAUGUUAUUUAAGUAUAUACAAUAGAUAUUCGAAUAGGUUGUAAGUAAACAUUAAAUAACUAAACUAUUAUUGAUUAUAAAUUAUAAAAAUGUUAUUUACAAUCAAUU
Rhopalosiphum maidis (corn leaf aphid) is the source of this 2312-nucleotide messenger RNA. RefSeq lists its product as uncharacterized. The record is from RefSeq and is a predicted model, not a curated record. Gene Ontology annotation, molecular function: protein binding. The transcript is spliced from 7 exons. NCBI's taxonomy places the organism in Eukaryota, Metazoa, Arthropoda, Insecta, Hemiptera, Aphididae. Bases 283 to 1398 code for a protein of 371 amino acids.